AUGGCCCAAAUGCGGCUGUGUCAAAACCGUCGACGCAUAUCCUAUUACAGCGAUUGGAGCGCACAUCAAGCGAGGGUAUUGAGACUGCAAGUUACUGCUCCCGCAAGAUCAAUGCGUGAACUUGGCCGCCGUGGACGGUCAUCGAGCGACAACAAAGAGAACAAUGCACACAACUCAAAAGAUGCACUGACUCUUAUUCAAGGCCGCCUGGUACCAUCAUCUAGCGGUACGAGAUCCGAGUGCCGAUAUCUCAAUGCGCGUAAUCUCAUCCACGCACUGCGAGUCAUGCGCCAGAACUGCAAACUAUGUCGUUUGCCUCAGUAUAGAAAAAAGCCCUCGGGCCAGUUCCCACGGCAGAAUUUUGCCGUGAACUAUGUUCCUAACGGUAUUGAGAGGAUCAAUGAAGCGAGCUGUUCAGACACCACAUCCGUCACGAACAAAUCUGAACGAGCCAACGACGGCAACGACACCCACGAUUACGAUAUACAGACAUGA
Dothidotthia symphoricarpi CBS 119687 is the source of this 495-nucleotide messenger RNA. RefSeq lists its product as uncharacterized. The record is from RefSeq and is a predicted model, not a curated record. NCBI's taxonomy places the organism in Eukaryota, Fungi, Ascomycota, Dothideomycetes, Pleosporales, Dothidotthiaceae. The transcript has 2 exons. Bases 1 to 495 code for a protein of 164 amino acids.